Messenger RNA from Neopelma chrysocephalum (saffron-crested tyrant-manakin), 663 nucleotides. It is a transcript of the gene MUS81, whose product is annotated as MUS81 structure-specific endonuclease subunit. Gene Ontology annotation, molecular function: 3'-flap endonuclease activity; crossover junction DNA endonuclease activity. The transcript has 6 exons. Bases 1 to 663 code for a protein of 220 amino acids. NCBI's taxonomy places the organism in Eukaryota, Metazoa, Chordata, Aves, Passeriformes, Pipridae. Gene Ontology annotation, cellular component: nucleus; Holliday junction resolvase complex. The record is from RefSeq and is a predicted model, not a curated record. Gene Ontology annotation, biological process: DNA catabolic process; resolution of meiotic recombination intermediates; double-strand break repair via break-induced replication.
AUGGCCGCCGCCGCCUUCCCAACAACGGACCCUCCCCGAGACCCCUCUCGGGGUCCCCCCCGGCGCCGCCGCCGCCCCCGCGGCCCCCCCAACCCCCUGUUCGCCCGAUGGCUCCGGGAGUGGCGGGACGAGGCCCAGGGCACGUGGGCGAGGGGCACCUACGAGAGGGCCCUGCGCUCGCUGUCCCGGUUCCCGCUGCGGCUCCGUUCCGGCCGUUCCGCCUCCAUCCUGCAGCACUUUGGCCCCGCCCUCUGUGAGCGCCUCGACCAACGGCUGCGCCAGCACCGCAUGGAGCAAGGCCUCCCCCCAACUCCCCCCCCAGAGGGGCGGGACCCGGAGCCCCCCUCGGCUCCCCCCAAACGCCGCCCCCGCGAGUUCCGGCCCCUCCCCCGCUCGGGGGCUCACGCGCUGCUGGUGGUCCUGGGACAGAGCCCAGAGCCCCUCCCAGAGGCGGAGCUUCUGCGCCAGGCCCGGCCCCUCUGCGACCACCCCCCCACCGCGGGGGCUCUGGGUGCCCUCCUGCGCCGGGACCUCCUGCAGCGGAGCGGCCGCCCCCCCCGGUAUGCCCGGACCCCCCGGGACCCCCCUGAACCCCUCCCCCGAACCCUCUGGGACCCCUCUGAGCUCCCCAGGACCUCCCUGAGCCCCCUGGGACCCCCCUGA